CCCAUGUUUCCUCUUUCUUAAAUCCAUAACUCGACCUCUCCUCUCUGCAUCAACUACAAGUAAAGUCACACAUAUCGUAUCAUCGUACAACAAGAUUAACAACACUCGUGAUUUCUCUCAAAAUCAUUCUCAGUUUAAACAUAAAGACGAAAUGUCAAUUCCGAAAAGUAUGAAAGCUAUCCGAGUUGAGAAAACAGGAGGACCAGAAGUGAAUGUUUUAGAAGAGAUACCCGUUCCUAUUCCUGGUAAAGGUGAAGGGUUGGUGAAAGUUUUAUGGACGGGUACUAAUUUUAUUGAUAAUUAUUUCCGUUCGGGUCUUUAUCCUAGACCUUUACCUUAUACUCCUGGACAAGAUAUAGUAGGGAUAUUACUUUCUCUUCCUGAAGAUUAUGUUCCUACGGAUUCUUCAGAUUUACCUCGUCUUGAAAUCGGUCAAAAGAUCCUAGCACCAGUAGCUGGGUCCGGUUCUUUCGCAGAAUACGCUACAUGUCCUAUAUCAAAGAUCGCCCCAUUACCAAAUGAUAUUCCUGGACCUGAUGGAAUAGCAGCAUCUACCACCGCGUUCACCGCUUUGGCUUUGGUCACUGAGAGUUAUGAGGUCAAAAAGGGUGAUUGGGUUUUGGUCAGGGCUGCAUCGGGAGGAGUGGGUUUGGUACUUUGUCAACUAUGCGCACACCUAGGCGCAAACGUCCUCGGCACCGUCUCCUCACCUGCCAAAGCCGAUCUAGCUAAACAAAACGGAGCACAACAUGUUCUCUUCACUACCGAUUCAUCAGAGGAGAACGUGAAACGUGUUUUGGAAUUGAGCGGAGGAGGUGUACAUGUGGUUUAUGAUGGUGUCGGGAAAGAUACUUUUGAAGAGGAUUUCGAAGUGGUUAGACCAAAAGCUACCAUUGUUACUUUUGGGAAUGCUUCGGGAGCUGUACCACCCUUUUCGCCCCUCAAACUAGGUCCAAAAGCACUCAAACUCACACGACCUACGAUGAACCCGUUCAUCUCUACUCAAGAGGAUUUCACUCGGUAUGCGAGUAAGAUCUUUGAUUUGAUCAAACAAGGUGGUUUGAAGUUCACGAUUCAUAAAAUCUAUGAUUUCUCUCCCGAAGGUGUCAGUCAAUCUCAGAUUGAUAUCGCAUCAAGGGGGACGGUGGGAAAAUUGGUCAUCAAAGUGGCGGAUGAGUAAAAUGAUUAUGUUCUUACUAUUUCGGGUUAGUGAAUGUGAUACGCCUUAAGGGUUUCGUCAGUCAAAGAUUCGCGAGACAAUGCACCAUCUUUAACAAUUG
This is a messenger RNA of Tremella mesenterica DSM 1558, 1280 nucleotides long. RefSeq lists its product as uncharacterized. Gene Ontology annotation, molecular function: quinone reductase (NADPH) activity. NCBI's taxonomy places the organism in Eukaryota, Fungi, Basidiomycota, Tremellomycetes, Tremellales, Tremellaceae. The transcript has 6 exons. Bases 152 to 1180 code for a protein of 342 amino acids. Gene Ontology annotation, biological process: cellular response to oxidative stress. The record is from RefSeq and is a predicted model, not a curated record. Gene Ontology annotation, cellular component: cytoplasm.